AUGGUGUUUUCAGACAAGCAACUUUUUGAGAAGGUAGUCGAGAUACUCAAGCCGCUUGAUCUUUCUGUGGUUGACUAUGAGGAGAUUUGUGAUAGGAUGGGAGAGUCAAUGCGUCUAGGUUUACAGAAGAGUACAAAUGAAAAAUCAUCUAUUAAAAUGUUUCCAUCUUAUGUUACAAGAACACCAAAUGGGACAGAAACUGGAAGUUUCUUAGCUUUAGAUCUUGGUGGAACAAACUAUCGAGUGCUCUCAGUAACUCUUGAAGGCAAAGGAAAAUCCCCAAGAAUUCAAGAAAGAACUUACUGUAUCCCUGCAGAAAAAAUGUCGGGUUCUGGAACUGAGCUUUUUAAAUAUAUUGCUGAGACACUGGCUGACUUUCUGGAAAACAACGGAAUGAAGGACAAAAAGUUCGACCUCGGAUUCACAUUCUCUUUUCCAUGUGUCCAGAAAGGCCUAACUCAUGCUACAUUGGUGAGAUGGACAAAAGGUUUCUCUGCAGAUGGAGUAGAAGGUCAUAAUGUUGCUGAAUUGCUGCAAAAUGAGCUGGAUAAAAGAGGAUUAAAUGUUAAGUGCGUUGCAGUUGUAAACGAUACAGUUGGUACACUUGCAUCUUGUGCUCUUGAGGACUCAAAAUGUGCCGUUGGAUUAAUAGUUGGGACGGGAACAAACGUUGCUUACAUUGAGGACUCUUCGAAAGUCGAGUUGAUGAGUGACGUGAAAGAACCCGAAGUCGUUAUAAACACAGAGUGGGGUGCAUUCGGCGAGAAAGGGGAAUUGGACUGUUGGAGAACACAGUUUGACAAAACAAUGGAUAUAGACAGUCUUCACCCAGGAAAACAACUAUAUGAAAAAAUGGUAUCUGGGAUGUAUCUUGGUGAGUUAGUUCGCCACAUACUUGUUUACCUUGUUGAACAAAAAAUUCUCUUUCGUGGAGAACUCCCUGAACGUUUGAAAGUACCCAAUUCUCUGCUAACUAGAUACUUAACAGAUGUUGAAAGAGAUCCUGCUCACCUUUUAUACAAUACUCACUAUAUGCUUACUGAUGACUUGCGUGUCCCUGUUGUUGAGCCUAUAGAUAAUCGCAUAGUACGAUAUGCUUGUGAAAUGGUCGUUAAACGGGCGGCAUACCUAGCAGGAGCAGGUAUUGCUUGCAUUCUUCGAAGAAUAAAACGCUCAGAAGUAACUAUUGGUGUUGAUGGCUCUUUGUAUAAAUUCCAUCCGAAGUUUUGUGAACGAAUGACAGAUAUGGUUGAUAAGCUAAAGCCAAAGAGUACACGAUUCUGCCUACGUUUAUCUGAAGAUGGAAGUGGAAAAGGAGCGGCAGCCAUAGCAGCGUCAUGUUCACGACAAAACUAA
Molecule: messenger RNA, 1356 nt
Organism: Schistosoma spindalis
Lineage: Eukaryota; Metazoa; Platyhelminthes; Trematoda; Strigeidida; Schistosomatidae
Source: the annotation of a GenBank genome assembly